GUCAAGACGGAGAGGCCGAAAAACCAUCGACGAGCGAUCCGCGUUGACAAAAUCAUGGCUGCGCGACGUUGAUGACAUAGACAAGUGCUGGCAGACUGUGGCUUGAUCCGUUCAAGAUCUCUGGUGGUGUUUCUUUAGAAUAUCUCUUGUUUUCUCUCUAGAGGGUAAAGGGACCAAGUUCACGUGUAUUUCGGCCAAAUUUCAGCACUAUAUAAACACCGGUCUUACUUGACAGUAGCAUGCUAGCUGCGGUUUCGAUUCGUGAUUGGCAUCGAUCUUUCGUUGUUUCUACUUGAGCUCCGGACACCGGAAUCUCUGUGAAUUCUUCUUGAAGAAGCAACCUAGUUUGUCCCUUUAUGGUCCUGGAACGGUGUAAACACACAGAUCACUAGCAAACUGGUGUUUCCUCACCGCAUCUCAACGGGCAGUUAGUACUGUUUUGUUGUUUUGUUUUCUCGACAAUUGAGGAUCCUGUCAACCAUCAUGGCGAAACAUUCUCCCUUAGCUUUCAACAAUGCGUGCCUUACUCUUGUCAUGUCCACAGCUGUAUUCCUCCUCGUGUCUCUACACUCCUCGGAGGCAACUGGCUUGCCCAAAAGUUUGAUAUCAAGAUGGAAGGAGGCGACCAAAGAAAGGAACCGAAACAAGGGCACAUUUGAUGAGAAAGAUAUGGGCAUCAUAACCAUGAAUCUUGAGAUCGAACACCCAUCAACGAAACAGAGUGAUGGCGAGGGGACCGAGUUUUAUUGUUUAAGAAAACACCUUUCCGAUGACGAUGGUGAAGUUCACAUAGUUGGUUUCGCACCUGAAUCACGCGAUAACGAUGUAGUGAAGAUGGUUCUGUAUGGAUGUCCGCAGGUCUCUCAAGGAACACCGGGACAAACCAGCAAUAUGUGUACAGAUCAAUGUAUUGGUCCGUCGGUUCCAAUUUACGAGUGGGAGCGUGAUGGGUGCCCAGUCUACCUCACCAGGGGAGAGGUUGUCACAGUGGGUGGACCUUUCCUUAUUCACGAGCUUUUCUUAGAGGUGCAGCAUACGAAAGGUGCUUCAGUAUCGGCUGGACUUACACUUAAAGUUCUUCCGGAGUCUCAUGUACACUCGGAUGAAACUGUUCAGAAAAUGAUUGCAUACUACCAGAGCCAGCCGGGUUUUGAGCCUUGUGAUGGCAGCGCUAGUAACGAACGUGCUUCGGAAUCUCCAGCCUCUUCGUUCAUUGUUGAGGAAAGACCAGCUGAAGACGAACCUCAGAACGUCAUCAUUCCACAGGAGGCAUACCAGGCCGACUACAGGUUCGCAAGGGCCUACCCAGCUCCAGCCGAAAGUCCAUACAGCGCCAAUGGGUUGGAUGCUGAGGAAUGGUGGCCCAGAGAGAGUAUUCGUAUGGGACAAGUAGCUGGGGUAGAUACUGACCAGCAUGGCUUGGUGUAUGCCUUCCAACGAGGGGAGAGACGCUGGCUGCCAAGUGAUUUCGACGACAACCACGUGUUCAACCAGAAGAAGAGAGCCAUCCAGAAUGAUGUAGUUCUUAUGAUGGAUCCACACAGUGGAUACGUCUUAGACUCAUGGGGAGCUGGAAGGUUCUAUAUGCCGCACGGUAUCACUAUCGACCACGAAGGCAACACGUGGCUGACUGAUGUUGCAUUGCACCAAGUAUUCAAAUUCCCACCAGGCAAGAUGAAGCCUAGUCUGGUGAUUGGUAAGCGGUUCCAACCCGGCUCAGACUGGAAGCAUCUUUGCCAACCCACGGACGUGGCUGUGGACAGCAAGACGGGUAACUUCUUUAUUGCUGACGGGUAUUGUAACAGCCGUGUGCUGAAGUUGGCUCCGAACGGGUCUGUGCUGAUGGAAAUAACGGCACCGUCUAAUCCAGACCAGCCAGAAGACCUACGAACCUUCAACAUUCCUCAUAGCCUGGCUCUUGCCGAGAAGCGCCAACUCCUAUGCGUAGCAGACCGAGAGCAUGGCCGCAUUGUGUGUUUCAACAGUACCACCGGAGAAUAUGACCGGCAGAUUACACAUGAAGAGUUUGGUGGACGGGUCUUUGCCAUCGCCUACGAUAAAGAUGAAGAUGUUCUGUACGCAGUGAAUGGGCCAACUGAUGACGAGUACUACCCAACAAAGGGCUUCACUAUCGGGCUGGAUAGUAAUAGAAUACUAUCAACAUGGAAUCGCCCAGUAGGUGAAGAGCAACUCAUGGAGCCCCAUGACAUCACAGUCCAUUCCGGGGAAAUCUAUGUGGCAGAUGUCGGGGCAAAUCGAGUCUGGAAGUUCUGGGACGAGGCUACGCCUAGCAAUGACGUAUUGGACAACGGUGGAUGGUGGAGAGGCUAAAUGCGACACAGAAACAAAGACUAUGGUCUACAUCAGUCUCAACACAGUUCCACAAGUUAUUGUAGAACACACACAAGUCGAAAUAGCUGUACCUUGCGUACAUUUAAUCGUGUAUCUUGCUAUUGUUUUAGUUUGUUUUCUUUGCAAGAACCGUUGCAACGGUUGAAUUAUAUUCAUUUUUUUUCGAUAACAAUUAAUCGUUACAACGAUUAUGUCUAGAAAGGGGAAUUGUGCUUACAGUGCAAUGUAUAAAGAUGAUAUGUGUUUUGGGGAUUUGUCACAAAGAUUUAAUAACGACACAUAUCCAUUGAAGUAAUGAAACAAUUGAUUACUAAUGUAUCAUACAUGACGAGCAGUGCACUUGGAGCUCAGCUGACUAGAGUGCAGACUUUUUGGAGCAAGCGCCAUGAGCGCCUGUAUUGGCGGAGUCGAUACCGGCGCUAUUAUAAGACUUCAGUUAUCAUCUGCGGUAAGGCCAAAUGUUGUCUAUAGAUGUACAAUUUGGAUUGGUAUAAAUUAGCAUAAUGAUUAGUCGCAGAUGUCAUGAUAAACUACGUUAACCAAUCCCAAAAUGGAUGUUUGGAGAGUUUAACUUUUUAAUUUCUAGCCAUCGAAUGUUAUUUUUAUGUUGUGAAUACGACUCACGCACAAUGUUUUGAUUUAACUAAUAAGUAUGAAAUAUCUGUGGAAGGAGACGUUAUCUACAACAGUACAUGAAGCAAAGGACUUUCACGGUUUAAUUAAAUGUUUUUCAGAAGUAGACUACACGGGGUUCGAGGGUAGUUCAAAAGGAAAUACUGGUCUGUGUUAUGAGAUUGCUGAUUACAACUAUACAUAUAGGGGAAAACAUGCAUUCGCCUUAGGCUGUUUUCUCGAAAGAAUUUAAGUAUUUCUAUAGAUUCAUUAUUUAGGUGAAACGUUGUGACAUGGAAAGAGCUAUUAAGUGCACCUUGCUGGGACAUUAAAUUUAGCAUUCAGGGAUCAAAUUUUAAAAUAAAACCUCCUAAAUCCGAUGAAUUCUUACUAGGUUAUUUUGCUUAAAUUAUCGACAAUAAUCAAAGAAUGUUUAUUUUUGUGAGUAUUAUGAUGUAUAGUUAUAUGACGAUGUCUUAGAGAAAUAUCAGUGAUGUAAAGUUAAUGCCUAAAUAUUACGGUGUUAUGUAUAUUGGUGUAAAUAGGAAAUGAUAUUAAUAUGGUAUAAAUGUCAGUAUUGUGUUUUCGAUAUUAGGUGAGUUUGCCAAACUUCACUUUCGAUUCGAGUCCGGUUUCGGUUUUGGCUUUCUUACUAGCUCUGGCCUACUCAUGAUUUGCGACGUUCGUUUUGUUGAAGAAGUUGCCCAUUUGAACACGAAGUCCGCAACUCGAUUUACUGGAGAAGAGAUAUCUGUAUCAAAAACAGUUCGAUCCAGAUUUAUAGAGGCUUGCCUAUCAGUCCUCCCGAAUCAGCCUCCAAAACGGUUGAUGUUGCGCCCUCUAUUGGUGACUAAUACACAAAACGGUCGCCAAUUAGGACUAGCUCUGGUAAGUUUGCCAAGUUGCUACUCCUCUUUGAAAUCAAAUAAUUUUAAAGACUGCAGGUGGGGAUGAAACUGAGAUGAAAGCCACAGCUAGAGUUUGGGCCGGAUGCGAUGGUGAGAUUAGACUGUUUUCAAGUUGACUAUUUUCAAGUCGCAUGCCAAAAGUAUUCCACUUAAAAAUGGCGGACAAAAUUGUUGCGAUUGUAAUGAGCCUGUGUUAUGAGUGAAUAGUGUGGUAGACAUCUUUAGUCCCCAUUGUGUAGAAUUUACAUACAGCCAGCCAACAUAUGAAUUAAUAACACGUCAUUGGUUAGAUUGAUCUAAUAAUAAAAAAAUUGGCAAAUCAAUCAAUGUAAUUUUAAUUUCGUACCAGCAAUACCAAACUCCGAGUCAGAAAACUUAAUUUUAUAUCUCUUUAAUAACAUGUUGUUUUCCUCAAGCUUUACAACUUGUCUUUUGUUGGACCUUUGCAUAAAGGGAAGUUUGAAUGAAUGCACUUUCCUCAACCACUGUGUGUUGCACAACAACAAAAAUCCCCUAGUAAUACGCAAUGAGAUGACAGCCUUGAUGUCCAUAUUGACAAACAUCUUGUUCAAGUUUACUUAUUGCUUAUUGAAGAGACCAUUAUUGAAAUAAAGACGUAUGUACUAACUUGAUGAAAUGGUA
Asterias rubens (European starfish) is the source of this 4514-nucleotide messenger RNA. RefSeq lists its product as uncharacterized. The transcript has 13 exons. NCBI's taxonomy places the organism in Eukaryota, Metazoa, Echinodermata, Asteroidea, Forcipulatida, Asteriidae. Gene Ontology annotation, molecular function: oxidoreductase activity, acting on paired donors, with incorporation or reduction of molecular oxygen, reduced ascorbate as one donor, and incorporation of one atom of oxygen; copper ion binding; protein binding. The record is from RefSeq and is a predicted model, not a curated record. Gene Ontology annotation, cellular component: extracellular region. The coding region runs from base 484 to 2331 and encodes 615 amino acids.